Dentiscutata erythropus is the source of this 147-nucleotide messenger RNA. The record is from the annotation of a GenBank genome assembly. NCBI's taxonomy places the organism in Eukaryota, Fungi, Glomeromycota, Glomeromycetes, Diversisporales, Gigasporaceae.
AUGUCAAAUAUUUAUGCGAUUUAUCAUGAAAAAGAUUCUUUGUUAAAAUUCAAUCCUUCUAGAUUUUUAAAUAAGAAUGAUUUGUGUUUCAUACCUUUUGGUAACGGUGGGCGUAGCUGUCCAGGAAAACCAAUUGGUUUACUUAUG